Megalobrama amblycephala (Wuchang bream) is the source of this 807-nucleotide messenger RNA. It is a transcript of the gene gng5, whose product is annotated as guanine nucleotide binding protein (G protein), gamma 5. Gene Ontology annotation, cellular component: heterotrimeric G-protein complex. The coding region runs from base 95 to 301 and encodes 68 amino acids. The transcript has 3 exons. Gene Ontology annotation, biological process: G protein-coupled receptor signaling pathway. NCBI's taxonomy places the organism in Eukaryota, Metazoa, Chordata, Actinopteri, Cypriniformes, Xenocyprididae. The record is from RefSeq and is a predicted model, not a curated record. Gene Ontology annotation, molecular function: G-protein beta-subunit binding.
UCAUUUGUGCACUUCCGGACUGAACCAAACCGGAAACCGCCUGCUCACAACUUUUGUCUUCGCUGUUGCACAUCGUUUGGAAAUAUCAGACAUCAUGUCGGGCUCAUCAAGCAUUGUUGCGAUGAAGAAAGUCGUUCAGCAGUUGCGCUUCGAAGCAAACAUCAACAGAGUAAAGGUUUCUCAGGCGGCUGCAGAGCUUCAGCAGUUCUGCAUUCAAAACGCCCUACAAGAUCCCCUGCUGACCGGAGUGUCUUCAAGCACCAACCCCUUUAGGACACAGAAGGUUUGCUCCUUCUUGUGAGGGUCCAUGAUGGCCAUCUGCUAUUGGCUUUUUCCUGUUCCUGUGACAUUUCUGCUGGGGGAAAAAUAAGAACCACUGCCAUGAUGUAUAAUCGAAAACGCAACAGCACAAAGCUGUCCACUUGCCAGUUAAUACCUCAUGCCAUAAACACAGAAAUAAGAACUGAAAGGAUUUGCCGCUUUAUGUCUGUUAUGGUGCAUUUUAUUCUCAAGUUUUCAUUGUAGAAUAGGAAACUUAUUAUUAUUAUUUUUUUUUUUAUCUCAACAUGUAUUUGACUCUCACUUUCACAAACUUCAGAUUUCUGUUUGAAGACCUCAAACUAAAAAGUCUGCCUUAAUGAGUGAUAAACAGCACUCCAGUUUUUUUGGAGGGAAGGCUUUUGUAUUUUAAUGUGGCACAGCAGAGGGAACUUAGUAAUUUAUUGUGCCUUUUUAACAUUGUAGUCUAUUUCUCUAUCUUCUCUGCCUUAGACUUUUUAUAACCCAAAAUAAACCCAUUGAUUUCUA